Molecule: messenger RNA, 1148 nt
Organism: Durusdinium trenchii
Lineage: Eukaryota; Dinophyceae; Suessiales; Symbiodiniaceae
Source: the annotation of a GenBank genome assembly
AUGAGCAAAUGGCAAUGGAAAGACUACCGGCGUCAAGACAGCUGGUCAGUGAAGCAAAGUUGGAAGAGUCGGGACUACAGUGACUACAACAAGCAGUGGCGCAGAAGCCACAGUUGGAGCGACUCUUCAUGGCAAGACGGCGACAGCGAGGUGCAAGACUCUGUCCAUCGCCCCGUGCGAAGUGCUGACGAUCUGGGCCAAGAAUACGUGAUCCAUGGCACCUUCUUGCCUGCCUGGCUGAAGAUUCGCACUGAAGGACUGAAGACGAUGGACGGCGAGUAUAUCCACAUGUGCCUUGGGUUGCCAGGAAAAGGAGCGAUGAGCGAAAUUCGAAAGGAUUGUGAUGUCGCCGUGUUCAUCGACAUCAUCCGCGCCAUCCAAGCGGGCAUCAAGUUCUGGCAGUCCAGCAAUGGAGUGAUCCUAACCAACGGUGAAGGCAACUCUCAGACAGUGCGCCCCGAGUUCUUCUUGAGGGUGCUGUGGUUGGGACCUGGUGGCCAGCAGCUUGUGAUUUUCGACAAAUAUGGGGAUCAGACAGAUACCAACCGAAAAGAUGACAAGGACUUCAAUGCAGCCCUACAAAAGGCAGAGUGGGCAGAGCAUGGAGCAACUCAGAAUGGAGCAACUCGGAAGGGCAGGCCUGACACUGGAGGCAUGCGGCCCUCUGAGCCCGAAGCGCCACCCAAGCAAUGCAGACCAAACCCUCCAACCCCACCACAGCCACCUUCCGCAUCCCGGGACCAUGAUGCACGAUGGUGGACAGAAGCAUCAAUGGUAUCCGAGGACGUGCACUAUCGUUCAUCUAUGCGAGAUGAGCAGGCAAGUGGCGGCUCCGGAUAUGGCAAUCGGAAGGGAUGGCAGAAGGAUUGGAGUUGGGAAGACAAACAUCUCUCACAUCGCCCGAACUCUCAGCCUAGCACGGAAGGGUCUACUUCAGCUCCGCUUGCUUCGCUUGCUUUGGGACAGGAUCCAAAGCGGGUGAACGCGGAAGAGAGGGACAGAUCCGUGGAGCAAGGCCAGGCUUUGCAGUGGAAGGCCCAGGAUGAGCUCAAUCAGGCUUGGCCACAUCGAAACUCCAACUCCUAUGUGGAGGCAGGUCAUGAAACCUUGGGGUACCUCUGUGCCUGACGCGAUCUACUUUAGUCUCC